Molecule: messenger RNA, 338 nt
Organism: Staurois parvus
Lineage: Eukaryota; Metazoa; Chordata; Amphibia; Anura; Ranidae
Source: the annotation of a GenBank genome assembly
GUGGGCACAUGUGGGUGGCACUGCUGGGCACAGGUAGGUGGCACUUCUGAGCACAGGUGGGUGCACUGCUGGGCACAGGGUGGGCGCACUGCUAGGCACAGGUGGGUGCGCUGAUGGGCACAGCUGGGCGCACUGCUGGGCACAGGUGGGUGCACUGCUGGUCACAGGUGGGCGGAACUGGUGAGUGGCACUGCUGGGCACUGAUCAUCAGGGCACUAAUUAUCAGUGCCCUGAUGAUCGGUGCUGAUCCCUGCUCUGACAACUGCCGGGUUCUCGGCAGUACUUUACUCCCGCUCUGACAGCGUGAGGAAAGUGCAGCCGAGAACCGGCAACUGCAU